AUGACGUCCACGUCUCCCACCUCCAAACCCACGCUCAACAUCGUCAUCAUCGGCGGAAGCUACGUUGGCUGCAAAGCGGCAGAACUCAUCGCCCAGCGCCUCCAGCCUUACAAACGUACACACGCCAACACCCACAUCCCGCACCGCAUCCUCCUCAUCGAGCAGAACUCCCAUUUCCAGCACCGCUUCGCGUUUCCGCGCUGUGCCGUCGUACCUGGGGACGAGCUCGGACUCACGGAUGCCAUCGGGGCCGCGAACGGAGCUGAGACCAGGAAAAUCGGGCUCGAGCAGUUUGCGUUCAUCCCAUACACGCGGAUGUUCGCGGCGCUCGAGUCUCCUGACACGUCUUCGUCAGAUGCGAAUGUGACGGCAGAUACCUCGGUCACCGUCGUCCACGCACGUGCGACCUCCAUUCUUCCAUCGUCUAUUGUGCUCGACCCGUCCUCGUCUCCUGACGAUGCGCCCGCAACACCAACCACCAUCCCCUACGACUUCCUAGUUCUCGCCACGGGGACGCAGCUGACCCCACCCGGCGUGCCUCCCGCUACCAAUCACGGCGGCACAACAAAGCGCGAGGGGGUCGCAUACUACCGCGCGCACCAGGAGCGCGUGCGCAGUGCUGAAUCUAUCGUCAUUGUUGGAGGAGGAGCGGUCGGCGUGCAAUUAGCCACCGACCUGAAAGAGCACUACCCGAACAAGCAUAUCACUCUGAUCCACUCGCGCGCGCGGCUAAUGCACACCUUCCACCCAAAGCUCCAUGCUAUCAUCAUGCAGCGCGUAAACGACCUCGGCAUCGACGUAGUACUCGAAGAUCGCGUCAUCGUUCCGGAGGGCGGUUUUCCUGGCGCUGUCCAACUUGGAGCAGAUGACCACGAUUCGAAGCCGUUUGAGGUAGCGCUGCGCAGCGGGCGCGCGAUUUCAAACGUUGAUUUUGUCAUCCUCGCGACAGGCCAAACCCCGCAGCCCGUGCCCAUCUCUGUUUCGUGUCAUUCUGACCCCGAAUCUUCCACACCGACCCCCAUUGCAAUUCCCGCAUCCGGCUACAUUCCCGUCCUGCGCACCUUCCAACUCGCGCAGCCCGCAGACUCAACACGCGUCGCGCACCCGCAUAUCUUUGCCAUAGGCGACGCCGCCGCGACACCCCACCAAAAAGCCGCGCGGCCGGGGUUCGCACACGCCGAGAUCGUAUCGCGCAACAUCGAGGCGCUCAUCCUCGCGAACGCAAACCCAAGCCUUGAUCAAAGCAAAUCCGGGGACCUGAAGCUCGAAGAGUACGGCGAGCUACCAGGCGGGAUCCACCUGUCGCUCGGGAAGAGACAUAAUGUUCGCUUCCGCGAGUCUGAAGAGCCUGGCGGCGAGCCGUGGUACAAACUUUCAGAGGAUGGGGCGGCGGAUAUGCGCGUGAGGAAGCUGUGGGAAGCGCGCGCGCCUGGGAUCGUGGAUUAUACCCUCUGA
Messenger RNA from Heterobasidion irregulare TC 32-1, 1455 nucleotides. RefSeq lists its product as uncharacterized. Gene Ontology annotation, cellular component: cytoplasm. The transcript has 5 exons. The coding region runs from base 1 to 1455 and encodes 484 amino acids. The record is from RefSeq and is a predicted model, not a curated record. Gene Ontology annotation, molecular function: electron-transferring-flavoprotein dehydrogenase activity; flavin adenine dinucleotide binding. NCBI's taxonomy places the organism in Eukaryota, Fungi, Basidiomycota, Agaricomycetes, Russulales, Bondarzewiaceae.